ACGUGGGCUGAAUGUAGGAGAAAGAUAAGGUCAAGAAGCCGAGAAUGUCUAUAAAAAUCAAAGAAACGUGAACACGAAUGUAUUUGCAAUUACGUAGUACUGUUUGGUUCCCUACGGGACGCAAACACUGCCCAAGAAAGAACUGAUCGAGAACUAUAUUUGGGAGGAAUAACAAGAAAACAAACCCCACAACAAAAGCCGCCGGAAAAACCUGGGGAUUCUUGCGGCCCAAGACCUCCUCCUCCGCGCGCCGCCAAGUCACCACCACCGACCGCCCAGCUGCCCCUCUCAUCUAUCAUGCAUGACAUAAUAUCCCACUAUGGGAAUUCUUUCUGAGUCAUUUAUAGCGCACUUUUGACUCUGAUCAUCAGACAAAAUUAAUUAAAUCGGGUCAUUUAAUUUUGUGUGUGUGUGUGUGUUUAUUCAUACGAGGUCUAUAUAUAUCACGCAGGGGGGGUUGUUUUGAGAGACGGGUGUAGAUUUUCUUGGUUUUUGAGUUUUGAAUCCGGUGGUGGGAGAAUUGUAGGUAGCGCGCGGCGGCGGAGAUGGUGGACGUGGAGGCGCAGAAUCUGGCCGGCGACGGAGAAAUCAGUCCGGCUAUUUUCAAGAAGGCUAAUCUUCCCGUCACUCUCAAGUUUGAGGAUGUUGUGUACAAGAUCAAAACCGAGCAAAGCGGAAAAUUCUUCAAGAAAACAGCGAAAUCCCAGGAGAAAUUGAUAUUGAAAGGCAUCUCAGGCAUGGUCCUGCCGGGUGAAAUGCUAGCCAUGCUUGGUCCCUCCGGCAGCGGCAAAACGACGCUUUUAACCGGCCUUGGCGGCCGGCUAACCAGCGGUCGUCUCUCGGGCAAUAUAACAUACAACGGCAAGCCGUUCUCCAACGCUAUGAAGCGGAACACGGGCUUUGUAACGCAGGAUGAUGUCCUCUACCCUCACCUAACUGUCACGGAGACGUUAGUUUACACCGCGCUUUUACGCUUGCCAAGAACUUUAACGAAGGCUGAAAAGGCAGAGCACGCAGAAGCCGUGAUAGCUCAGCUUGGAUUGUCUAGGUGUAGGCACAGCAUCAUAGGAGGACCUCUUUUGAGGGGAGUCUCUGGGGGUGAGAGGAAACGAGUCAGCAUAGGGCAGGAAAUGCUUAUCAAUCCGAGUCUGCUGUUUCUUGAUGAGCCCACAUCAGGGCUGGAUUCCACCACCGCGCAGAGGAUUGUGUCGACAUUGUGGGAUUUGGCUAACGGGGGAAGAACAAUCGUUAUGACGAUCCAUCAGCCUUCGAGCAGGCUUUUCUACAUGUUUCAUAAGGUUCUUUUGCUGUCUGAAGGGAAUCCUCUGUAUUAUGGGAAGGGCUCGAGUGCCUUGGACUAUUUCUCUAGCAUUGGAUUUUCUCUGUCCGUCGCCAUGAAUCCUGCUGAUUUCCUGUUAGAUCUUGCAAACGGAAUUUCAACGGCUGAUUCGAUGGAAGAUCAUGCAGCUAUUAAGCAAACUUUAGUGGCUUCUUACAAGACACAUUUGUUGGAGAGUGUGACUGCAGAGCUUGCUGCUGAUGAUCAGCUUCAGAUGGCAACGGACGAUAAGCAGUUGAGGAGAUGGUCCAACACUUGGUGGGAUCAAUUUUCAGUGUUGUUCAGGAGGGGAAUAAAAGAACGGAGGCAUGAGUCUUUCUCCGGCCUCAAAAUCGGCCAGGUUCUAGCCGUAGCUAUCCUGACUGGACUCCUAUGGUGGCAAUCCGAUAUUAGUCAUUUGCAAGACCAGGUGGGGCUUUUCUUCUUUUACUCAGGAUUUUGGGGCUUCUACCCUCUCUUCCAAGCAAUCUUCACAUUCCCUCAAGAACGAAUGAUGCUCGCAAAGGAACGGUCUUCAGGCAUGUACCGUCUCUCAUCAUACUUCAUGGCGCUGACAUUAGGUGACCUGCCAAUGGAACUAGUCCUCCCUACCGUUUUCUUCGUCAUAACCUACUGGAUGGCGGGCCUAAAACCCGACCCCAGGUGCUUCUUCGCAGGCCUGUUCACUCUCCUCUACAGCGUGCUGUGCUCCCAAGGGCUCGGGCUUGCUCUUGGGGCCGCAGUCAUGAACCAGAAAUCAGCCACCAUACUUGGAUCAGUAAUCAUGCUGACAUUCCUACUAGCCAGCGGAUACUACGUCCAGCACGUGCCCGCAUUCAUAAGUUGGAUCAAGUAUAUCUCGAUCAGCCAGUACACAUUCAAGCUCUUGCUGGGGUCCCAGUUCAAGCCCGGUGAAACAUAUCCUUGUGGCAACGGCAAAACUUGUCUGGUUGAGGAUUUCGGGAUGAUCAAGCCCGUCGGGCUUGGCGGGCAUGCCAUAGCAGUGAUUGCCUUGGCUGUAAUGCUUGUGGGAUAUAGGCUGGUUGCAUAUGUUGCUCUCAUGAGAAUUGGUGUUACAAAGAAAUAGACUGGUUUUGUGUUGGGGAACUGCUAUUAGUCAUAGUCUUUGCGGAAAAGAGUUUGGUAUAACUUGAGCCUUUGGACGGCUCAUUAAUUUGUUUUUUCGUUUCGUAGACUGUGGUUCGUUUUUCUUCCGGACGCAAUAAUCUAUACUAUUUAUAAAGUAUCCAUCACUA
Messenger RNA from Sesamum indicum (sesame), 2574 nucleotides. It is a transcript of the gene ABCG9, whose product is annotated as ABC-2 type transporter family protein. Gene Ontology annotation, molecular function: ATP hydrolysis activity; ABC-type transporter activity; ATP binding. Gene Ontology annotation, cellular component: plasma membrane. The record is from RefSeq and is a predicted model, not a curated record. Gene Ontology annotation, biological process: transmembrane transport. NCBI's taxonomy places the organism in Eukaryota, Viridiplantae, Streptophyta, Magnoliopsida, Lamiales, Pedaliaceae.